UUUUUUUUUCAGAUCAGAAGCAAGAAGCUGUAGAAGUGCUCAUUUGAUUCGAAGACAGUGUUGUGAAAAUAUCGAUUGUGCUUUGUGAAGUGCUGUGUGUGGAUUCUACUUUUUUUGCCGGACAGAAAAAUACAAAAUGCUAGGCUCCCGGUGGCCUGUCCUGUGCCUGCCGAUCCUGCUGGCCUCGGUCUGCGGGAGCGACAUCCUCAUGGUCACCAUGGGCGGCACCAAGUCACAUAAAAUGCCCUUUUGGGAACUCUCCAGAGGUCUUAUCAGGAGAGGCCACAAUGUGACAUUCAUGAGCGCCUUCCCCCCCGACUUCCACAUCCCCGGUCUGGAAGAGAUAGCCCCCGAAGGCCUGGCGUCCUACGUGAGGAACUACAUGACGUACGAUCUGGUGGGGGCCAGGAUGAGGGGGGAAGAACCGUUGCCAGUAAAGGAUAUCUUCAGAUACGGAUAUGAGGCCUGCGAUGCCUUCCUGAGCGACAUUGAAACACGCGCUCUCCUCCGUUCGGGGCGGAACUUCGAUCUGAUCAUCCUCGACGGCACCUACCCCGAGUGCGCCUUCGGCAUCGUCUACAAACUCAAAGUCCCGUUUAUGUACAUCAACACAGUCGGCUUCUACGCCAUGCCUUUAAGCAACUCCGGAAGCCCUACUCCAUUCUCGGUCACCCCGUUCUUUGGCAAAGCUUAUACGGACAACAUGGGCGUUUUGGACAGAGCUAUGAACGCGGCUUGGUAUAUCGGGGCUUAUACCAUGCAUAGCGUCAUGGCUGUUUUUCUUCAAGGAGUGCUAAGGAGACACUUUGGGCCAGAGAUGCCUCAUGUGUAUGAUAUGGCGAAGAAUGUGAGCUUUAUUCUCCAGAAUGCCCAUUAUUCUGUGUCGUACCCGAGACCGUACUUGCCUAAUGUUGCGGAGGUCGCGUGUAUACAUUGCAAGGAGGCGAAGAGGUUGAAUCCGGACAUUGAAGACUGGAUCUCGGGCGCCGGCGACGCCGGUUUCAUCUACAUAUCCAUGGGCUCCUCCGUCCGCACGUCCAAGAUGCCGCUCUCAGUCCACCGGCUCAUCAUCAACGCGCUCGGCAGGCUUCCUCAGAGGGUGCUGUGGAAGCAGGAUGGGGAGCAGAACAUGACGGAUAUCCCGGCUAAUGUCAGACUGUAUAAGUGGCUGCCGCAGCAAGACUUGUUAGGUCACCCAAAGAUUAAGGCGUUCGUCACCCACGGAGGGCUACUUAGCAUGUUCGAAACUGUCUACCACGGGGUACCCAUAGUCACAAUCCCAGUAUUCUGUGAUCACGACGCCAACGCCGCCAAAGCUGAAAUCGACGGCUACGCGAAAAAGCUGGAACUCCAGUACUUAACAUCGGAAAAACUUUAUGAAGGCAUCAAAGAAGUCAUAAACGUGCCAAAGUACAAGACAGAAGUGAAAUACCGACAAACGCUGUUAAGAGAUCAGAAAGAAACGCCGUUAGAACGCGCUGUGUACUGGACCGAGUACGUCAUCAGACAUAAAGGAGCGUACCACCUCCAAUCGCCAGCCAAAGACUUAAAUUUCAUCCAAUAUUACUUACUAGAUGUCGCCGCUUUGGCUAUACUUGUAGUUUUCAUAACAGUAUCACUUAUUACCUAUGUCUUAAGGGUUGGAUUCAAACGGUUAGUCAAAUAUGUGCAGAAUAGACAAAUGAACCAGUUGCUGGAUAAGUCCAACGAUUUGUUGAAGCGAUCGAAGAAACUUAUAGACCACACGGCGAUGUCGAAGAAACAUUUGUAAUACCAAAAUUAGGUAAAAGGUACAAUGAUUUUAAGGCAUAAUCAUGCUUGGAGGUUUAU
This is a messenger RNA of Cydia amplana, 1830 nucleotides long. It is a transcript of the gene Ugt50B3, whose product is annotated as UDP-glucosyltransferase 2. The record is from RefSeq and is a predicted model, not a curated record. The coding region runs from base 137 to 1771 and encodes 544 amino acids. Lineage: Eukaryota; Metazoa; Arthropoda; Insecta; Lepidoptera; Tortricidae. The transcript has 6 exons. Gene Ontology annotation, molecular function: UDP-glycosyltransferase activity.